AUGUGGACCAUGGCCAGCCUUGUUCGCCAAAGGCAUGACAAAGGAGCCUUGGUCUCAGCCAUCCAGGUGGACCUGGUGGAGGGCAAACGGCUGAUUGAGCUUCCGUCGGGGGUCAGGUGCAUGUGGAACGACCUGCCGCACGGCCUCCAGUUCGCGAUUCUCUUUCUGAUGCUGGGCAUUCUGUACGGAGUCAAUCGACUCUUCGACAAAGCCGACGAGGCUAUGUACUCUCGCCUGACCUGCGCCACGGCAGAGCUACUGAGAGAGAGGAGGCACCACGACGCUCCCCAAAUACUCUAGCUAGCCGAACAAGAAGCGGAGUCCACACGAGAGAAGAAACAAAUGCCCUGAGAAGGGUUUGGGUGUGGAUACGAGCCCGUGUCCGCAUUGGACCAUCGCUGUCAUCAGCGCACCGCGAUUGCCCCUCUCGGUUGACCGAAAGUUGCUGGGACUAGGACGCUAUCAGAUUCGUUCUCUGAACGGCGGUUCCCUGGAUCAGCAACGAGUGGGCGGUUUCUCGCUCGGUCUGGUAGCUAAAAUACAUGCAUGGGGGCACAUCUGUACGCUCUCGGUGUUCCUAGCACCCACGGAGAACUAGCCGAAGUGGAGGAAAUCGGGCCCUCCACACCCACCUACCUGCAGCCCCAUCUGCACCGACACCGUCUUGACGAUGGAGACAAAGACGGGUCUUUGUCUCCAACGUCAAUACGGUGUCUUGACUCCAAGGUUAUGACGUCCGAUUUCGAGCGGUGUUGGUGCAGAUGAGGCUGCAGGUGGGUGUGGAGGGCCCCAUUUCCUCCAUUUUGUCUUGUUCUCCGUGGGUGCUAGGAACGCCGAAAGGGCAGAGAUGCCCCCCAUGACAUUGGAGACGAGACUCCAAUUUUUGCGCGUGCGCGGGUGAGCGCAUGCGCGCGAUAUUCCUGUUUUCCCAUGCUUUUGCCAGUAGAGAGGUACCAACGCUUGCGUGGGUCGCUCGAUCGAGGGAGAGACCUGUCACCACAGGUUCGGUGAUUUUCCUCAGAACAGUAACAGUUGACCGUAGUUGACACAGCUUCAGGUGGAUGCAGAAGUACUGUAGGAUCCUGCACUGGAAAACGGAUAUAUUAUCUGUAAAUUACAUACGGUAACCCCCCAGGGCCGAUUCACCCAGAGGGGAAUUCAUUGGAUUUCAUGCGUUUUCUUUCUGUCUUUCCUCCUUCGCAUUUAUUUUAGCAUCGCUCGUCGAUUUGCUUCAUUUUCAUAUCUACAUAUAUUUUCUCCCAUGUCUCGCCUAUGUACCUCUUUGUGUACAAAUCCGUAACCACGGGAGACCAAAUUGGAGCAUAGAAGGUACUCAGCAGCAAUCGGAAAGUGUUGUUACCGUUCAUUGCCGUGGUCCAUUUAUCUUUACUUUGUUUGUGGUGGGUAGAAGCAAAUUGCAACGCGUAGAUGCCAAGGAUGCCGGAAGAGGCUUGCCCCUGGUACCUCAUUUUCACUGCGGAUGACGGCCCGGUUGGCUGAGACCUGCAAUAUUCAAUUACCCAACGGUUGGCGAGGUCUACCGUAUUAAAUUUCCCCAACUUAUUGAUGAAAGGCAAGGGCCUUCGGUCGUGUUCACAUUUGGGUCACAAUAUUUUAGUGCACGUCUCACGUAUCAGUUCUAUAGUAAGUUAAGACCGGGAGUGUGUUUGUGCUUUUCUUGAUAUGAUAUCAUCAUCGAUCGGCAUUGCCACUGGCCGAUCAUGGCGCUAUGUCAAGGCACUACGCACUCCGACGUACAUAGUUUGAGAGAUGGUUACCCUUGCGUCGGGGUGAACAGGAGUGAACAUAUAUAUAUAGUGACGGUUGCUGAUCGACGAUGAUGAAAAUGAGCAAGGCUUUUUGUAUUUUUUUUGGUGAAGGCUGCCCACUAAAAAGAGUGAUCCGCUUGAAGGACGGCCCACUGGAGAGAAGAAUCUUCGUUUCCUCGUGGGUGCUUGAUUUUUUCCGGCGUUUACAGGUCAACCGUAAUUUUUUUAUGGAAGCGAGGG
Ectocarpus siliculosus is the source of this 2009-nucleotide messenger RNA. Lineage: Eukaryota; Phaeophyceae; Ectocarpales; Ectocarpaceae. The record is from the annotation of a GenBank genome assembly.